CUGCACAUAUUCAUAUAUUUCAGUUAUACCUCUGGGCUGCAGUUAUUUGCCUGCAGAACAGAUACAAAUAUUUUCUUGUAAAGCGGCGUACAAACUAUUUUUAAAUGAGAAAAUUAAACAACACAAACCCCAGUUUAACAUUCUUUAGCUUUAAUUUACCGAACAUGUCAAAACCCAACCACCUCUCGUGGUAAAUAUAUGCAAAAGAAUGGAAAGUUUUUAUUUAUGGAGUAUAAAGUAUAGAAGUAGUUGCAAUUCACCUAUAUUCUGCUUUAACUGAAUUAUAUCAAGUGGGGCAUUGGGAAUACAAAUGUUUUUAUAUUGUAUUUUAUAGCGUUGUAAAAUGCCAACAAACAACACAGGCCGUGUAAAAUAUUAACACACAAAAAAAAGUCACAAUUGUAUUUGAUCCUCGAGGUGUGAGGCCCAAACACAACUAAUAGCUCAUGCACGACAAAAACCUCCCUUUGCAAAAUGUAUUUUUCACAUUUUACAUAAAUGCAUAUACAUUGAGAAAAUAAUGAUCACGCAGAAAAGUUGUGGAAUAUUGGUCAAGUACAGUAGGACACAUUAAAUGUACUUUUUUACGGUGAGCUGAUGGCUGAAGGGUGUGAGUUUGCAAAGCAAACAUGGAUCAGCCCUCCAGUAUUGAGCAAGCACUCUAUUUGAUCUUCAUUUCAGGCGUGACCCGGUUCUCCAGGUACAGUAUUUGCUUUUAUUACCAACGCUGAGACACGCAAAAACUAGAAUUCUUCAUGCUCGUCUCAUUGUUUUAGGUGGGUGCGACUCAAAAACGUAACAAUGGCGCAGAAAGCUUUGGCUUUGAAGGAAAUGAUGACAAAACGUUGUCCCAAGAGGGAGAACCUGGACCCUCGAAAAUGGCUGAAUCGGGACCCAAUGAAAGCUUUUGAGGAUUUAGUUCUGACCAAACAUCCAGCAGACGAGAUGGACAACAGCUUCGACAACAGAGAGAUGUUGCUGCAAACGGAGAAGCAGUUUUUCGAAGCAGCUAAGAGCAACGACGUAGCCGCAAUGAGGACGCUCGGAAAGGGUUUAAAUGCCAACGCGAAGAAUGUGUACAAUCGGACUGCCCUUCACUACGCAGUCGCCGGCAAAAACAAGGAAGCGGUCGAGCUGCUUCUCGGACGCAGAGUCCAAGUUGAUCAGAGGGACAAGUUUGGUGUGGCACCCAUUCAUUUGGCUGCAUGGUUUGGCAGCUUAGAGAUCCUGAAAUUAUUAGUGCGGGCCGGAGCAGAACAGAAGAUUGAGAAUGAGGACGGACACAACAUCAUGCACUGUGCUGCUAUCAACAAUCACAUGGACAUCGUGGAAUACAUUGUCAAAGACCUGCAAAUGAAAGAACUGGACAAAGAUGAUCAGUCAGGCCAUUGUGCAUUUGCCAUGGCGGCAAAGCACGGAUGCAUGCAAAUGUUAGAGAUGCUGAUGGAGCCCUGUUACAACAUGGCCACCAUGAGGCCCAACAAGAGAGGAGACACGCCCCUGCAUUUAGCUGCCAGGAACGGCCACUUGGACGCCGUCCAACUGCUGCUGCAGAGCUUUGAUACUCGGGAUGAAGUUAAUAUGGACGGUGAGACUGCUCUGUUCCAGGCUGCCGAGAACGCUCAAGAACAGUGCGUCCUGGCUUUGCUGAAAGCCGGCUGCGACCCCAACAUCCGAACGACGAGCAAAUGCAGCGCCCUUCACCCAGCUUCGGAGAGAGGAGACACGUCUCUUGUCAGUCUCCUUUUGGAACAUAAAGCUUAUACAGAUUUUGAGAAUGAGGACUUGGAGGUUCCUCUCCACCUGGCCGUGAAAAACAGCCGCAUACCUGUCAUGCAUUUUCUAAUGGAGGCAGGAUGCAAUUUGAACGUCCCUAAUAAGCGGUCUCAGACUGUCAUGCAUCUUGCUGCUGAGCUGGCAAGAGUCGACGUGGUGGAAAUGCUGCUGAAAGCCGAGGUUGACCUGACACUCGAGGACACGCAGGGAAAGACGGCGCUCGGAGUGGCGGCCAGGGCGGACGAGGUGGUCAUCGUGGACAUGAUCAUCAAGGCGGAAAGAUACAACACGUGGAAAAAGGCCAACCCGCAGUGUAAUGAGAGCGUUCACAGCGAGUAUCCGCUAACAUUCAAACUGGACCACCGCAACGAGACCAAGCAGCUCCGCUCCGUUACCUGGCGCCUGGCCUACGAGCUCCUGAAGCCGAGAGACUGGAAGAGUCUGGCGGAACACUGGAGGUUCACUCCGCGGCAAGUGUGCGCCAUCGAGAGGCAGUGGACGGGGCAGCAGAGCUACAAGGAACAUGGCAACAGGAUGCUACUCAUCUGGCUCCACGGAGAAGAGCUGGCCCAAAAUCCUUCGAUAGAACUCUACCAAGCCCUUGUCCAAACAGGACAUAGCAGAGUUGCAGAUAAGAUUCGGACGGAAUCAGGGGGUGUCAGCAGUAGGAGCUGCAGAGUUUCAUGAUACAAGUUGCGUUAC
Messenger RNA from Syngnathoides biaculeatus (alligator pipefish), 2478 nucleotides. It is a transcript of the gene ankdd1b, whose product is annotated as ankyrin repeat and death domain containing 1B. Lineage: Eukaryota; Metazoa; Chordata; Actinopteri; Syngnathiformes; Syngnathidae. Gene Ontology annotation, molecular function: protein binding. The record is from RefSeq and is a predicted model, not a curated record. Gene Ontology annotation, biological process: signal transduction.